Necator americanus (New World hookworm) is the source of this 3087-nucleotide messenger RNA. RefSeq lists its product as uncharacterized. Bases 1 to 3087 code for a protein of 1028 amino acids. The record is from RefSeq and is a predicted model, not a curated record. The transcript has 28 exons. Gene Ontology annotation, molecular function: transcription corepressor activity. Lineage: Eukaryota; Metazoa; Nematoda; Chromadorea; Rhabditida; Ancylostomatidae. Gene Ontology annotation, cellular component: histone deacetylase complex; transcription regulator complex. Gene Ontology annotation, biological process: regulation of transcription by RNA polymerase II; negative regulation of DNA-templated transcription.
AUGUCAUCGGACACAAAAUCAGAAGAAGUGGAUGAAUCGAUUUUGGAUGAACCAGUCGAAGGGGCGAAUCUAACUAUUGAUGAGGAUAUAGACGAGUCAAUACUUGAUCAUGAAAUGGAGAUUGACGAACCGUCAAAUGCCCCUUCGGAGAUGCAUUCAGACGCACAUUCCGAAGAAAGCACUCUUCACUCUACUGUUGAGAUCAAGGAGGAAACCUCAAACGACACCCAGCACACAGAUACGGAAGAAAAAUCGAAAACGAAUGGAGACUCUCCGGCGAAGAAAACACCAACGAAACGUGCCAGGCGUUCAAGAGCCAGACGAAACGAAACAGAUGAUGAAGUCGAUGAUGACGAAAAGGACGAGGAUAUUGAGAGCGACCAUAAAGCAAUGUUGAGCAGUGCUGAUCGUAAAAUCAAUGUUGGUGACGAUUUCCAAGCACGUGUAGACGAGUCUCAAAAGGACGAUAAUCUUCUCCCACAAUUAUCAGAAGAGGAAGAUGAAAGGGAGUAUGUCAUGUGGCGCCCACCUGGUGAUCUGGAUGAAACGAAGCUUAUGGAUUAUUGUGAAGAUGCGAUUGGUGUGUACAAGCUGACUUAUGAUAGAGCUUUAUAUAUACUACAGAAGUCUAAUUUCGACUUUGGUAUAGCAAGAGAAAAGGUGAAAAGACGUCGUCUUAUAACAGAGGAAUGGUGUGAAGAUGACCGUAUUCUGUUCAAACAAGCUUUUCAUAUGUUUGGAAAACGAUUUGAUAAGAUUCGUCAGACGAUGCCACAUCGUUCAAUGGCAUCAAUCAUUCAGUUCUAUUAUAAUACAAAGAAGGACACCGACUACAAGAGUUUGUUCGACAGCAGAAUGGCGGAUGAUUCCGAUGAUGAGGAGGGUUCUGAUGACGAACUUGACUAUGAAGACGGCCUGUGCGACAACUGCGGUGAGGAGUGUCAUACGUUGCAUCCAAUUGAUGAAGUUAAGCUCUGCUAUGUGUGCCGAAUGUAUUAUAAGUUAAUGCGCAAGCAUCGACCUUGUAACUACGCUUCAGCGAUAAAUGAAUUCCGACAGCGAAAGGUGCGCAAGUGCCCCGAAGAUAUGCAAGAUAUCGCAAAUGAGUUCGUUGAAAUGGCACAAUAUGCGGAAAUGAACGAGAGUGACAACGAUGGUGUCCAGGUUGUCCAGUCGCCUAAAACCAAAUGUCACGAGGAAACCAAGGUGGCAAUGCGAGAGUUAACAAAAGUCCGCUCAAGAGCUGUACGUCUUGAAUGUAGUCUCAAAGCACAACGAGCCGAAGGCCUCAUGAAUGGUCUAGAUUCGUUCAGAUAUCUCGUUUCUAAAGAAGACAGGAGGGAUGAAGAGGGUAGUUCUCGUCGAGAUCGUGUGAGAGGAAGUCAUACCUGGACCGAAGAGGAACGGAUCAUUGCUUUCCACUGCUUGCUUCGUUACGGGAGAGAUUUUGAAGCAGUCGCAGAAGUGCUAGGCACGAAAACUUCGGAUAAGGUGAAGAGUUUCUAUACAGAAAUGAAGGCCGAUAUUGAUAAGCUACUUGAAAAAGAAGCUGAAACAGAAGCGGAAAUGAUCGCAUCAUUUGAUGUGGAACAGGAGUUGAGUGUCGAGACGGCGAAGACAGUGGAGAUUAUGAGUAGCCAGCACUCUUCACCUGUGGAAUCUACUAGUUCAUCCAUCCCUGCGGGCGCUGAAGCAGUGAAGUAUAACAGUAGUCACCAUCAUCGUCCUGCUUCGUCCAGGAAACUGUUCGUAAAUCACCAUAACGGAAAUGGGCACAAUUCCGAGUCUAGUCAUGUUGUUGACGGGCUGGAGCCUGAAGAUGAUCUAUGGGAAGAAGAUGAAGACACUCAUGAGGAAAGAUUUGGAAAGAUGCCAACAAUCUCCAGCGAGAGACUGGCCAGUCACGUGGAUACCAUGUUUACAAAAUUAACAGAAGAUAUGGAACGUGCUGCCGCUGUUUAUGGCGAUGGUAGCUUUUUCGCAAGAAACUUUGAAACUUACGAUGCUGAAGUACAAGAACUUGGAAAACUAAGCGAGAAAGAGGCUCGUGCACAGUUGCAGCGAUAUGCUCUUCGAUGCCACGUUAACGAACGAGAGAAAGACCAACUACAUAAAAGAAAUCGAGAACUCAGUGAUGCGGUGGAAGUGCUGAGGAUACAUAUAAUGCGUACACAGGUCAACGUACUUGAUCAGGCACGCAGAAUUGCAAAGCAGGCAACAGAUGGUCUGAGUGAUUUACAACAGACAUCGUCAAAAGAGAUCACGAAGUUAAAACAGAAACACGCCCUUUCACUGGCACAGAGUAACACGUUACAAAAUCAAUUAAAACAAACAUCUGCUCAACUAGAGGCGAAGAAAGAGGAGCUCAAAGAAGCGAAUAAGCACUUGGAUAUGCUGCGAUUUGAACGGGAUUCUCUUCAGAAUCAUAGCGACCAACUUGAUCAAAAACUUGAACAAAAUGAUGCUCGAGUACAUGAUCUUCAAUCACGCUUGGACGCAAAAGAAGAUGCACUAGCUGUGGCAAGAGCAGAGAUAGCUACGCGGGAUCAAGAAAUUCGUGAGCUGAGAGAGAAGCUAAAACAUGUAGAGGAUGCAUCAGAGUUGCGAGUUCGGAGGAGGGAAAUGGAGAUCACCAAACAGAUGGAUCAUUACUUGGAGGAAACAAAGGCUGUGGAUGCAGAGAGAGAACGCCUGGCGAAAAUCAAAAUAAUGGAAUUGCAAAAACAACUAAAAUUGAUCGAUAGUCAAUUAGAAGAGGCAGAAAGACGUGCACUUGCGGCAGAAGAAAAGGUAGCCGACUAUGAAGAAAACCUCGUACAGUAUCGGGGUCAAAUGGAGGGAGAAGCGUUGCGUGCAAUAACGAAUGGGUACCGUAACGCGUUGUCAGCAAUUCCGUCCUCUAGAAGUGGUGCUGCGAUGGACCGAUUGUUCCCUAUGAGAUCGUCGAGCUAUGGAGAGAAUAUAGAGCCUCCGUUGGAUCCAUGUGUGAAACCAAAUAGCGCCAGAAAUUCUCGAGGCAAGAUACCAUCGAGAUCCGAUAUUGUAUCGUCUCGAGCGGAUGCAUCUCGUCAUCGGCGGAAAAAGUGA